Messenger RNA from Salvelinus fontinalis (brook trout), 2692 nucleotides. RefSeq names its product cyclic AMP-responsive element-binding protein 5-like. The record is from RefSeq and is a predicted model, not a curated record. Lineage: Eukaryota; Metazoa; Chordata; Actinopteri; Salmoniformes; Salmonidae. Gene Ontology annotation, biological process: regulation of transcription by RNA polymerase II. Gene Ontology annotation, molecular function: cAMP response element binding; DNA-binding transcription factor activity, RNA polymerase II-specific.
ACCUUAGGGGUGAUGUAAUGCUUCUGUAAAUAGAAUGUAUUGUAAUCCUGCCUCAGUCCAACGUGGUUCCUCUCAACUCAGUGCCGCUUGUCCGCUCCACUUGUUAGGUUUGUAAUGGAGAUGAAUGAUGAACAGGACCGGCCCUAUGGAUGCAGCACUCCUGGCUGCUCACAGCGGUUCCAAACAGAAGACCACCUGAUGAUCCACAGACACAAGCAUGAGAUGACCCUCAAGUUCUCCUCCAUCAAGACUGAUCCCCUCGCAGACCAGACCCCAACGCCGACCCGUUUCCUGCGUAACUGUGAGGAGGUGGGUCUCUUCAAUGAGAUCGAACAGGAGUUCCGCCAGGCACAGGAGGAGCAGAACAACAAACAGACCAGUCCCUGGGCCCCUCUCCUCCCUACUGCACCUGAGGAACAACAGACAGAGACAGCCCCUGGCUGCCUCCAUGCCUGGCACCCUGCCAGACCCAGACAUGCAGGGAGCAUCUGCCCAGCACAUGUCUAUGGAAAGACAGAUGUCUAUGGGAUCCAGUAUGAUGAGCGUCCAAGGUCCCCUCCACAACACUUCCUGCUCUUCACCUCAGAGGGCAAAAACUAUGGGUCACCCCCACCAACACCAUCACCAACACCAACACCCCGGGGCUGUCGCCAACAGCAACAUGGAUCCCACCAUAGGUCACAUGAUGGAGAUGAUGUCACCGCGGCAACGACACACUCACCUGCAGCAGCAGCAGCCUCAUCAGCACCUGCAACAGGCUCCGCCCAUCUCCUACCAGCAGCACUGCCACGCCUCUCCACAUCACCUGGGAAGCGCCCACAGCCAGGGGCACCAAUCAGGGAAUGUGCUGCAUCAUGUCCACCAAUCACCUCCCUCGCACCUGCAGGCCAGCCACACCCACCAAACCUCCCCUCACCUGCCCCUCCACUCCAUAGCUGUUCAGUCAUCCCAGCAGACACAUUCCCUGCAUGCAGGCCAGGCGGCUGGAGGACGUCGCAGGAGGUCUGUGGACCAGGACCCAGACGAGCGCAGGCAGAAGUUCCUGGAACGCAACCGAGCUGCGGCCACGCGAUGCAGACAGAAGAGGAAGGUCUGGGUGUCUGCUCUGGAGAAGAAGGCAGAGGAGCUGACACACAACAACAUGCAGCUGCAGAAUGAGGUGACCACUCUGAGGUCAGAGGUUGGUCAGCUGAAGCAGAUCCUGUUGACUCAUAAAGACUGUCUGGUUACCGCCCGCCAGAGAGAAUCACAGGGGUACCUCAGUCCAGGGAGUUCGACAGGAAGUCCGUCCCCCAUGUGUCCCGGGUUGCAGCGGCAGGCCAUCCAAUCCAACAGCAUCUCCACCUCCUCAGCCUCCUCAGAUUAAAAAUGAAAGCAUGGAUGGCUGAAUUUCAUUAGUUCACAAGAGUUGGAUCCAGGGUUGCCCAUGCACACAAACACGGUUUAAUCCCUGGAUCCAGGGUUGCCCAUGCACACAAACACGGUUUAAUCCCUGGAUCCAGGGUUGCCCAUGCACACAAACAGGGUUUAACCCCUGGUUCCAAGGGGUUGAAUCAGCUCUAGAAUCAGCUCACCCUUCCCAUAAUCAUUGGUGGGUGCAUCUCAGUAGUCUACAAUGGCUCCCUCUCCUGGUCUCCUAGCCUCAAUGGACACAGGUAUGACAGAACUGGACUGACUGGUCUGGUUGCACAUUCACAGUGACUUUCACGAAACUCCCGAAAUCCCGGUUGGCUCCUGAUUUCUGUAAAACCUGUGAAUUUUGGUGAAGUUACAGAAAUGUUGCAACCCUAGUCUAUGUCUCUCCAACACUGUGAUGAUAGUCACCUGUAAAUUGGAUCAUAUUGUGUCUUUGGGAAUCUCAGUCAAUCUAUGUGUCUCUGUUAGUGUGAAAUCAGAAAUCCAAGUACUGCUCUAUCUAUUCUAGGACUGUUCCAACCUGGGCUGUGUGUGCAAGCAUACCUGUAAUUAUGUCCUUUAGGUUCAAGUAGUGACUGCAUACAGUUUUGUUUAUGGUCCCACAUGGGAGUUAACCCCACAACCCUGGCAUUGCAAGCACAAUGCUGUACCAACUGAGCCACACGGGCCUUCAUCGCGUCACCCUUUUCUCAGAAUGUGACAUAGUUAGAUCUUGGUUAGGUCUUGGUUAGGUUUUGGUUAGGUCUUGGUUAGGUCUUGGUUAGGUCUUGGUUAGGUCUUGGUUAGGUUUUGGUUAGGUCUUGGUUAGGUCUUGGUUAGGUCUUGGUUAGGUCUUGGUUAGGUCUUGGUUAGGUCUUGGUUAGGUCUUGGUUAGGUCUUGGUUAGGUCUUGUAACUUACGCCACCACCAGGACCAGACCAUGAAAGACUCUCGGACAUAAAGCCUGUAACUAGGGCCCAGAGUCGUGGGUAUGCUACAGUAUGUGUGUGUGGUUGCAUAUGCAACCCAGGUCUCUCUGAAAUGCAGAACGUGAAUGAAAACUAAUACAAAUGUACACUUUAUGCAAAUCUAUAUCAAGAUCUGUGAAUAGAAUGUCCUUGUUUUGUAACGAUGUAAUGCAGAGCCUCCUUGUAAUGAUGUAAUGCAGAGCCUCCUUGUAACAAUGUAAUGCAGAACCUCCUUGUAACGAUGUAAUGCAGAGCCUCCUUGUAACAAUGUAAUGCAGAGCCUCCUUGUAACGAUGUUAUGCAGAGCCUCCUUGUAACGAUGUAAUGCA